AUGUGCGAGCACGACGUGCAAGUCGUUUGUUUCUUGGAUGAGACCCCCCGGUGUCGGUCUCCACUGCGCAUCAAAGCGGGAAGUGACUGGCCUUCAGCAAGACUGUACUACGAGUUGGCGGACUUCAGCUUCGAAUUCUGCAAGAUCGAGCCUUGCUAUUUCCGGUCCAACUUUCUUAACCCUUCAAGCGUGCUAAAGAGUCAAGAUAUGAUUCCGGACUAUGAAGCUGCCGCUAUCCGGAAGGAUGAGCAGUCGAUGGAGCAGACCGCCAACGAGCAACCGCGCGACAUCAACAAGGGAUUCAAAGUCAUUGUUGUAGUCAUUGUUGAUGCCCUUCCCGGUUGA
Messenger RNA from Cladophialophora yegresii CBS 114405, 345 nucleotides. RefSeq lists its product as uncharacterized. The transcript is spliced from 2 exons. NCBI's taxonomy places the organism in Eukaryota, Fungi, Ascomycota, Eurotiomycetes, Chaetothyriales, Herpotrichiellaceae. Bases 1 to 345 code for a protein of 114 amino acids. The record is from RefSeq and is a predicted model, not a curated record.